UUGUUGAUGGAAGUUGGAAACAUAGCAAAGUUUACAGGGAAGCCCAAGGCCAAGGUUCCCUGGGGCCUGCUUAUCAAGUCCCAUUUGGAGUAUCUGAGUUCCAAUUCCAUCCCAGAAGGAUUUGUGAUGAAAGAUCCUUCAAAAUGGACCAAGGCCGACAUGUGGAUGCUUUGGAAUCAUUGGAAUUCCCAAGAGGAGGAGGAUAAGGUGAUUGUUUCAUUCAUCAAGUGCAAAAAGGAGGAUGAGCCAUUGGGAAGGCCCUGGAACAGGAAAACCCCAUCCAAAAAGAGAGAGUGGAUGAGCCCUGGGGAGGACAGUGAAGCUGGGGUGGAGGCCAAGCCCUCAGAUUUAGGGGAAGAAAUUGGUGGGGCUGGUAUGACCCCUAUAGCAACUUCAUCAGGGGCCCAGGAUAUCCUUGACUCUGGGAGGGCCCCAUCUGAAGAUACCCCUCAUGAAUCCAGCCCUGCUUGUCAUGCCAAUGGGGACAGGGUGAAAUAUUUAAAGUCCCUUUGCAUCAUGCCCAGGUACCAGGAACUUGUUGAGCUUGUAGAUGGCUUGCCAGAGACAGAACCUGAUGCUGGACCAGUCAACCUGCCUGUCUGGGCAUCUUGGGCCUGGAGUGCCCAGUAUUUGCCCCAGGAGAUGCAUGGCAAUGGGGAUUCCUUCUGGAAGGCACUGUAUCAAUUGCAAAGUGAAAAGUUUGCAUCCACCCAGAAAGGUCUUACCAUUGUACUGGGAUUUGGUUUGUUGUGGAGGGAGUGCAAAAGAGCACAGGACAUAGAAUCAGAUGACCCUGAAGCUGCUAAUCUGGGCUUUUUGCUAGGCUCAGGUCUUGAUAUCCACAAGGGGGAAGAUGUUAUGGGUGCAGUGGGGCUGGUAGUUGCAAGACUGCAGCAGAAUUCUGGUGGCUCAAGCAGAGGGAUUGGUGCACAGGAAACAACUGGGGUCAGUGCAGGGGAUUCCUGUCCCACCCAGGGGGGUGGCAUGAAGGAAUCCUGGAAUACAAGAAAGGAUGUGAGGAAAAGAAAAAGGGGAGGCAGUGGGGAUGUUGAUCAGAAGAUGGCAAAGGAGGGUGAAGAGACAAGCAAGAAAUCAACUAGAGCUUGUCAACCAACCAAGAGAGCUCUGGGUCUUGGUCUAUAA
Pisolithus orientalis is the source of this 1143-nucleotide messenger RNA. RefSeq lists its product as uncharacterized. The record is from RefSeq and is a predicted model, not a curated record. The transcript has 2 exons. NCBI's taxonomy places the organism in Eukaryota, Fungi, Basidiomycota, Agaricomycetes, Boletales, Pisolithaceae. The annotation marks the transcript as partial.